Messenger RNA from Staurois parvus, 335 nucleotides. NCBI's taxonomy places the organism in Eukaryota, Metazoa, Chordata, Amphibia, Anura, Ranidae. The record is from the annotation of a GenBank genome assembly.
AUAUGACGUCCUCCCACUCCAACGAUCGAGGGGACAUCUAUAUUGAUCAUCAGGGCACUGAUCAGUGCCCUGAUGAUCAGUGUAGCCCCAUCAGUGCCCAUUAAUGUCACCUGUCAGUGUCGUCAAUGCCACCUGUCAGUGCCAAUCAAUGCACAUCAAUGCCACAUAUCAUUGCUAAUCAAUGCCACAUAUCAGUGCCAAUCAAUGCCACAUAUCAGUGCCUACCAGUGCACAUAAAUGCCACAUAGCAGUGCCCAUCUGAGUUGCCUAUCAGUGCUAGUCAGUGCUGCCUAUGAGUGCUACCAAUCAGUGCCGGCUAUCAGUGCCUGUCAGUG